AUGGAUAAUCAAUCAGAUACGGUUUAUUAUUCACCUAUUCCAAUGAACAGCUCUCAAUUUGUUCAAAAAGUUCUACCGUUCAGUUUGCUUUUUAUGGUCGGAGCUUUAGGAAAUACUGGAGUUUUAUGCUAUGUGUUUUUUAUAACAAGGUUUGUCGAGAAAAAAUCAGAAGAAGCCUAGAAAAAAAUCAGAUAGCAUUUUUUUCAAUUAGGUCACUUUUCUAUUAGUGUGUAUAUUUUUAGCCACCGGAUGUGCACUUCUUGAAAGCUAUUUACUUGUAUUAUUAUGUGUUCCCGGAAAAAUUGCAAAAUAAGAAGACUACCGUUUUCAGAAUAAUAAUUGAAUUUUUGAUGAUUUUAUGGAAUUUGUUAGUUAUUUGGUUAAAAAUAGUACAUCAUGUAAAUGACAUGGGGUUUAUUUUAGUUCCGAUGUGACUAGGAUAAACAUUUUUUAUUGAAUCAUGCACUCUAAUGAAAGGAAUUGUAAAAGUUUUACGAUGAAUUAAAGUUAAUUGCCAGUUGAUUUUCAACCUCAAACUCUCAAGUAUCGAGCUCCAGAAAAAGUGCUUAAUUUUCAGAUCUCUAAAAUCAUCUGUCACUGCUUUGGGCAACACUUUCAUCUACAUUGUUGCUCUUUGUGCAGUUGAUCUUUUGGUAACAUGUUCCAUCCCUUUGUCAUUAUCUCAUACAAUAUUGAACAAUUGGAUAUUUGGAGAUUUUGGAUGUAAACUUCAUUGGGCGCUCGAACUCUCGAAUAAGGUACUGAACUCUGAUCAUUUCACAUUUUUUUUGUUGUUGGAAAGAAAUCAGAAAAGAAUAACCCUACAUCAUUAGUCUUUUCUUUUCCAUCGUCCAAUGAUUAUUGGAGUUUUUCCGUUUCGCCUAUGAAAAUGUAUGAAAAAAUACAUUUAAUUAUACAUUUUUGCAUUCUGAGAACGAAACGCGUCUAACACGGAAGCACCAUUUCCGAUCCACCAUGUUUUUUGAGAAAAAUUCAAUUUGCUACUUUUUUCACAAAAUUCAAUUUGCACUUUCAAAGAGAAAUGAAUUACAAAAGAAACAAGUUGGACUUGGUUGAGUUAAGUGGAUUUGUGUUUCAUUUCAGAUGUGCUCGACGUUCAUCUUGACCGCAUUGGCGUUUGAUCGAUAUAUGGCAAUUUGUCAUCCGGAGAACAAAAGAGUGGGGAAAAUUGGUUUGAACUUUUUUUUGAACAAAUACGUGUGUUUUUAGAUUCAUGGAAUGCGACAAACAAUAUUGAUCACCACAGUUUCUGCAGUUUUGUCAUGUUGUUUGAUUUGCCCAGUUGUGGUUUGUGCAAAAACCCGUACAAUUCCAAUGAAUAGUGGAUAUUUGGAUAAGAAUGGGGUAACUUAAUUAUUAUUUCGAGUCAUUUUGAAUCCAGAUAUUUAGAAAUGAAUACAAAAAGUAAUUUUUGCCUUAAUAAUUCCAGAAGGAAAAUAUUAGGGUGCAAAAUGGCUAUUUUUGAAUUUGUUGCGUGACCUUGUUUUUUUCUAUUUAAUUUCUAACUCUCAUUUUUUUGCAAUGAUUUCUUAGCCUAUGAGCACCCAGAGUUAUUAUUAUCUAUUUUUAGUACACCCUUUCUUUCCACUCUGCGAAACAUAUUAUAUACACAUAACUCGAAAAAAGGCGUAAACAAGUAGAUAUUUGCUAUGCAUAAAGGUCAUUAUUCCAGGAAUAUCACCCGAUUGCACGAACAAUAUGUUAUGAUGGACUUGGUAAAGAAUCAAGAGUUUUCAUAAUGAUUAUCUUGUUUAUUUUUGCGUUUCUUUUGCCGUGCACAUUGCUUACCUAUUUCUACGCCAAAAUUGUGUUUCGAUUAAGAAGACAAAAACGAACAAUGUUGCAAUCAAGGAUUCCAUUGAGAAGAAUUACUAUUUACACAAUGGCGGCCACAUUUUUCUAUUUGGCUUGUCAAAUUCCUUACUGGUUGCCUCAAGUUUACGGUGUAUAUUUUUCAAUCUUCGGAAACAGUAUCAAAGUCACCGCUUUGGAUUUUCUCUAUUAUACCCAUAUUUUCCCAUUUGUCUCGACUUCAUUCAACUGGAUAUUUUAUGCGAGAUUGAAUAGUCAAUUCAAGAAAGGAUUGAUCUUGGUUACUGAAAGAAUGAUCAGAAAAAGAACAAGGUUUGAAUUUGAAUUCAUGUUUUCUCAAUAAAAAUAUUCUUCAAUGUCUAGAUCCCUUCAACAGCAACGCGAUGGUUUUAGUGACGCUGCUCUUGAAUUAACAAGUAGAUAUGAUGAUGUUCCACUUAUGUGUCCGAAUUGCGAAGCACAACUUUCUAUUCGAUCAAACAGCAAUGGCAAAAAGUGUUAA
Molecule: messenger RNA, 2335 nt
Organism: Caenorhabditis angaria
Lineage: Eukaryota; Metazoa; Nematoda; Chromadorea; Rhabditida; Rhabditidae
Source: the annotation of a GenBank genome assembly